This is a messenger RNA of Glarea lozoyensis ATCC 20868, 5640 nucleotides long. Its product is annotated as Acetyl-CoA synthetase-like protein. Bases 1 to 5640 code for a protein of 1879 amino acids. Gene Ontology annotation, cellular component: cytoplasm. Gene Ontology annotation, molecular function: catalytic activity; phosphopantetheine binding. Lineage: Eukaryota; Fungi; Ascomycota; Leotiomycetes; Helotiales; Helotiaceae. The transcript is spliced from 3 exons. Gene Ontology annotation, biological process: amino acid activation for nonribosomal peptide biosynthetic process; secondary metabolite biosynthetic process. The record is from RefSeq and is a predicted model, not a curated record.
AUGGCUAGAGAUGCAGAGGUUCUGAGCCAGGCGAGCUUCAAGAAGGGCUUAGAGUGGAAUGGACAGCUUCCUCGAGCAGUCGAGGCGCUUGUCUAUAGUCUUAUUCACGCGCAAGCGCUGAAAGACGGUGAGGCACAAGCGGUGUGCUCUUGGGAUGGUGACCUCACAUAUACGGAGUUGGACUCGUUAUCUUCACGCUUAGGAAAUUAUCUGACAACGCAAGGAGUUGGUCCCGAAGUUAUUGUUCCUUUGUGUUUCGAAAAGUCCAAAUGGGCGAUUGUUGGUUUGUUAGCCGUUCUCAAGGCUGGCGGGGCAUUUCUUUUACUGGACCCUUCACAGCCGAUUGCUCGCUUGGAAUCCAUUGUCAGGCAGACAAACUCGAAAGUAGCCCUUUCCUCGGCCGAUUGUUUUGAUAUAUGUACGAAUCUAGUGAGCCAAGCAGUUGUGGUUGACAGUUCCUCUCUUUCUUCCCUGGGGCCUGGGAACGAGACCAAGGCUCCGACUACGGCUAGUCCUAACAAUGCGGCAUAUUACAUUUUCACCUCUGGAAGUACUGGAAACCCAAAAGGCGUUGCCAUUGAGAAUAUUUCGCUUUCCAAUACGGCAACCAACAUUGCUGAAAAGUUAGGAUAUCAAAGUGGAUCACGUGUGUUCCAAUUCGCAUCGUACGCUUUCGAUGCCUGUAUCACGGAUAUCUUUGCAACUCUGGCAUCUGGUGCUACGCUCUGUAUUCCAUCAGAAUGGGAACGAAACAAUGGCAUCGUUGAUGCGAUGCGGCGGAUGGAUGUUAAUAACGCGAAGUUCACUCCUUCGCUAGCGUCUAACCUCGCUUUCGAUGAAGUACCCACAUUCAGAACUUUAGUUCUUGGGGGAGAGAGCUGCCCUCCGUCACUCCUAGAGAGGUGGUCCAAGAAGCUCCGAACGAUUCUGGUAUACGGACCGACGGAAUGUUGUGUUAUUUGCUUCACAGCUGAUGCGAGCCAACGUAGGCUAGUCGCUGGAGAGAUUGGAAAGCCAGUGGGCUCCCGUGGGUGGAUUGUAAAACAAGACAACUACAACCAACUUGCGGAAAUCGGAGAAACGGGCGAACUACUAAUUGAGGGUCCAUUGGUCGGUAGAGGGUACUUGAAUGAUCCGGCAAAAACCAGUCAACAGUUCAUUCAGAAUCCCUUGUGGAUGGUUGGACACCAAAAGCAAAGUCGGAUGUAUCGAACGGGAGACUUGGCUUCUUAUCUGGAUGAUGGUCGAGUUUGCUAUGCUGGCAGGAUCGACAAUCAAGUCAAAAUCCGAGGUCAAAGAUUAGAAUUGGAAGAGGUGGAGAAGAAUCUUCACGACACUCUGUCAGAAAUUGUCAAGCCAGGUUCGAAAAGAGUCGUUGUCGAUGCAGUGGCGUUUUCUGGAUUGAUAAGUAAACAGCUUAUCGCGUUCAUUUGCCUGGAUGAAAAUGAGGACAUUGGUUCAUUGGACUGGGCGGUGAAAGAUGGGCCGGAACUGAUGACCUCGAGCGCCGAACAAGAUCGAUUUUCUACUAUGGUAUCGGAACUCGAAGAAAAGAUGAAAACCUUGUUACCGAUCUACGCAGUUCCCACAGUCUGGGUUCCACUCAAGACUGUUCCAUUUACGAUAUCUCGAAAAGCCGAUAGAAGAAGACUUCGGAAUAUCGUUUCAGAACUUACGGUUAAGGAACUUGGGAUAUUCAUCAACAGGAAGAGAGAUGCAUCUGCGACUGAACUGAAACUGAGUCCAAAAGGAGUAAAACUUCAAGCGCUUUGGGCAGAUGUCUUUAAAGUAGACCCUUCAGAGAUCGAACCAGAUGACAACUUCUUCUCCCUCGGCGGCGACUCUGUCAUGGCAAUCAAAUUAAUCGCGGCGGCAAGAGCUAAUGGCUUUGACUUGAGUCUUGAUAUUGUUUUCAAAUCUCCCAUCUUGUACGACAUGUCGGUCGUCACCAAAGAUCUCGUCAUACGGGAAGAAGACUUGGCGGCAAUUCCUCCUUUCAAACUAUUGAGUAAAGCCGAUGUAAAUAUGGUGUGUCGGGAGGCCAGCAAAGCUUGUUCAAUACCGCGAGAACUCAUCGAGGAUAUAUAUCCCUGCUCUCCAAUGCAGGAAGGGCUUUUGGCUCUCUCUAUGAAAGAUCCUGGGACAUACAUCUUGCAGUUCGUUUAUCAAAUGCCAGAGUCGGUCGAUCUAGAUCGCCUGAGAUCUUCUUGGGAAGCUGUCGCAAAGCAUGCUCAGGUUUUGAGAACCAGAUUCUUCGAUUGCAAUUCGGAUCUGCAUCAGGUAGUUGUUAAUAAACCGCUCAAUUGGGGAAUCGUAGAUGGUGAUUUGGACAAGUUCUUCUCAGCGGAGAAGGAACGAGGAUUGAAGUUUGGAGAACCAAUGUCUCGGCACACCGUUUUACGACAGUAUCACAAGGGCAAAACGGACUUCUUUCUGAUCUGGACUAUUCAUCACGCGCUUGUGGACGGAUGGUCAGAAUCGGAUAUCACCACCGCGGUAGAGCAAGAAUAUUUGGGCAAGAGUUCCGAGAUAUCCAAAGCUCCGCAGUACAACAAAUUCAUCAACUAUAUCAGCCAACAGAACCAGGAAUCGGGACGACAGUUCUGGAAACAGCAAUUGGAGGAUGCGCCUGCACCAGUCUUCCCACCAUUACCAAGCUCAUCUUACGUUCCCAAAGUCGAGCGAUCAAAUCGAAUAGACCAUCACCUUGACGAGCACGCAGAAGCAGAGCUGAAGUACAAUGUUCCAUCCUUCAAGAAAGGUUCUGUAACAGCUGCAACCAUGAUUCAAGCUGCAUGGCUUAUUCUCCUCGGAAUAUACUCAGACACUUCAGAUGUAGUUACAGGCUUGACAUUGAACGGUCGAGCAGCACAACUCCCAAGAAUCGAUUCAAUUCCCGGCCCAACCGUAACCACAAUCCCGUUUCGCGCACGUCUUUCACCUGAUCAAAAACUGUCCGAACUCCUCCAAAACACACAAGAUCAAUACCUGUCCAUCCUCCCCUUUUCCCAAUUCGGUCUCCAUAACAUAAGGCGACUAAGCGACGGCGCCAUCGCAGCCUGUAAAUUCCGCACCCUUCUCGUAGUCCAAUCCGCCAACAACUCAAAAGACUCGCGCCAGUUACUCCUCGGUAGAAGUUACUUCUUCCCCGUCAUGGAUUUCGCGCUGGUGAUGGAGUGCGAACUCCAAGGUGACACAAUUGAUUUCCGGGCGACGUUCGAUCAUCAGAUUUUGAGGGAGGAGGAGGUGAGGAGGAUCUUUCAGCAGAUGGCGGAUAUUUUGAGGAGAAUGUCGGUUGGGGAUGAGGAUAUGAGGAUUGGGGAGUUGAUGAGGAUUUCGGAGGGGGAUAGGGAACAGAUUGGGAAGUGGAAUUCUGUCAAGGGUGAAGAGAAACAACUGGAGUGGUUGGUCGAUCCUGAGGAUGUGGAUAGUUUGACUCCUAUUGGUGGUGUUGGUGAGGUCUUGGUAGGGACUACUGAGCCUGGAGCUCAGCACCCCGACGUUGGGUUGGAAGCAAAGAACUUUGUCGAGGUUCCUACCUGGUAUCAGAAUCAAAGCGAGCAACCAGCGCGGAAGUUCUACAAGACUGGCGUUCUAGCUAAAUAUUCUUGGGAUGGUGUCAUAUCUCCUAUCGGUCGCAAAGACGACCUUGUUGAGAUUCAAGGGCAACGUGUCGAUAUCACGGAAAUCGAGGCUCAUAUCAAAGAAGCGAUUCCAUCCUCUUGGCAAUGGUCGCCAGCUCAAUUUGCUGUCACCGCUGUAUCUGAUGGGGAAGGCAGCAAAGUGCUCGCUGUAUUUUUCGUUGCUGGGGAUGAAAGCAGUCAUGGGAGCGAUGAAGAUGUUAUUUUAAUGGGGACCUCAAAAAGGUUGGGGCUGUUUCAUGAAAUGGUAGAGGAGGUAGAUGCUGAACUACAUCAAAAGCUUCCGGAGCAUAAAGUUCCUUUCUUGUACAUUCCAGUUCAAAGACUACCACUCUCCGACUCCAAAGUUCUCGAUCGAAAGUCACUAGUGGCAGUGGCCUCAAAACUUUUACCUGCUCAGCUCUCAAGAUUCCGAAUCAAAAGAGCAACCACAAGCAACUCACAGCCUCCCUCGACUCCCAUUGAAAAGCGAAUUCACAAGAUCUGGAUGGAUCUUUUAGACGUGGACCAAAUCGGCGUAGAAGACAAUUUCUUCCAUCUGGGUGGCGGCAGUGUCUUGGCCAUGCGUCUCGUAUCCAUGGCACGACGAGAUGGCAUGACCAUGACAGUUAGUGGAAUAUUCAAAACACCGGUACUACGCGAACUAGCUCUCACCGUACAGGAGAAUGGCGAAGAAGAGGAAAUUGCGCCCUUCUCGUUGAUUGAAGAUCUAGACGUCGCAGAGCAGAAAAAGGAAGCAGCAUCUCAAUGUAGGAUUACAGAGGACAAAAUCGAGGACCUAUAUCCAUGUUCCGCUAUGCAACUUCACUAUAUCACUGGAUAUCCAGGUGCUAACAAGACGAUCUACGAUCCUUGGGAUUGGCAGUCUCAAGCUACAUACACACUUCCACCGACUCUGGAUCUCGACCGCUUUGUCGCAGCGUGGAACAUCGCUAUCAAACGUCACGGAACAUUACGCACAAUGAUUGUAGACACAAAGUCUGGAAUCCUUCAAGUCGUCCUCACCGAGCCUAAAUCACCAGUCUGGCACUACGCAAAAAACCUCGACCAGUACAUCGCAGACGACAAAGCAAAUCCAAUGGGUUUCGGUGUUUCUCUCCUUCGCUUAGGUAUAAUCACAACACCAGGAAGCUCGCAAAGACACUUCAUCAUGACAAUCCACCACACCAUCUACGACGCCUUCGCCCGUAGCAUGCUCUUCGCCGAAAUCGAAUCCAUCUACACCACCUCCUCCCUACCUCUGGGACCAACCCCAAAAAUGUCCGCCUUUAUAAAAUACAUAACCACCACACCCAAAACCGCCGCUCUCUCCUUCUGGUCCCACCAUCUCGGCAACCUAACAACCACACCCCUCCUCACCCCCAUCCCCUCCCCCCUCCCCCUCAUAAUCCACGAACACACCCUCACCACCCCCUUCCCGCCAUCCACCCCCAACCUCCCCACCUUCCUCGAACUCUCCGCCGCCAUAACACUCUCCCACCACCUCUCCCACCCAACAAUAAUCCUCUACUCCGACCGCUCAGGCCGGAACCUCCCCGUCCCAUCCCUCCCAGACCUAAUAGGUCCCACAACGCUCUUCCUCCCAAUCCCCUACACCAUCACGCCCACCUCCAGCAUCCCCUCCCUCCUCGCCUCCUCACGCACCUUCCAAACAGCCCUGCUCCCCCACGAACACCUCGGGUUCUGCGAACUCCUCACCCUCCCCCCUUUCACCGCAAUCCUAAAGAACGCGAUAAACAUGAAUAUAAAUCCGCACCGCAUGGCGGGGAUGGGAAAGGGGCUGGGGAUGGAGUAUGAGGGGAGUCAGACGAAUUGCGAUGAUCCGUUUGGGAUUAAUGUGGAUGUUGAUGCUGAGGCGGGGGUUUUGGAGUGGUGUGUUUAUUUUGAUGAGCGGUUUAUUAGCCGGGGGGUGGUAGAGGGGUUGUUGGGGGAUGUGGUUAGGGUUUUUGGGAGGUUGGUUGGGGGAGGGGUGGGGAGGGUGGAGGAGCUUUGGGGGUAG